UUUGUUUGAAAGCUAAGGGCUAACAGCUCUGAAAUGACAGGAAUACCGUACUUCAUCGCUAUAUCUGGCGUGCUGUUUGUAGGCGUCCAGGUCAUGUUUGAAGUCCGUGCCAGCGAGGCCAGGCGUGGCAUCAACAUCCGCUACUAACGCAGAAUCAAUAAAACAGCAUUAUUACUCCAUUUACGCAGUGUAGAGAGGUAUUACAUAAUAUAUGUAAAUCAUGACAUAAUACACUACGCGGCUGGGCUCGUCUCAGUUCGCGCAUCCUCCUCGUCUUCCUCCUCGUCUUCACCACAAUCCGUGUUCAAAAGCAGAGAACAAAGCGACGCGAUGGUUGUUCUUAAGCUGAACCCACAACUGCUCAUGCAGCAGGAGCAAACAAUGACCUCCGCCGCGUCCUCCCCCGUGGCCGCUUCAUCACCACUCCCAUCGUCCCCUGCGCCUUCUGAUCUCGACCUCGAGUCCGCUGCAGCAGCAGCAGCAGCAGGAAGAGGAGGACCAGCCACAACCUCUGCAUCAGCAGACUCAGCGUCUACAUCUACAUCCACAGCAGCAACAUCCGCCGCUCCGAAACGAAAGAUCUCAUCGACACCUCAAUCCUCCGCGAGCGUAAAGCGCAAACGACUCGCCGGCACCGCGAGCGCCAGCGCCUCCGCGCAACCCCCUUCGUCACCCUUACUCGCGCCCGCCACCGGCGCGACAUCCGACGCCUCGGUCUCCGGCACGCCCGCGCCUACCCACCCGCCGAGCCACCACGCCCCGCACUCGAAGCUAGGUCCGAAAGCGAACCAGGGCUCGAUCAACGCGCAGCUGCGCGCGCUGGAUAGGUCGGGCAGGCCGUGUCGGCGGUGGACGAAGGUGCCGGUCGAGCUUAAGAGUUUCACGGGGUGGGAGUGGACCGCGGGCGCGUGGGUCGGCGACGCAAAGUCUGAGACGGUCGGGUUGAAACCGCAGCAGGACGAGGAUGCUGCUGCUACUACUACUACCGCCAAGGACGGCGGAAAGGAGGUCAAGCAGGAGACAGGGACGGGUGCGAUUUCUGCACCGCCUGCGCCGCCGCCGCUUACAAUCACGAUUCCGUCGCUCAACAGGUCAAAGAGUUCAAAGGAUGGGAAGACGCCGGCGAAGUUCCCGGCGAUUCUGCUCAAGGCGUCUGCUCAAGAGUCUGAGGCGUAGUCUAGUUGCUUGCAUUUGUAUUGUCGUUGUCGUUGUUGGAUGUUGUUGUGUGAUGUUGUGAGGUCUUUUGGCGUUCCUGGGUGUGCAUUUAUGUAAAUAUAUAGCGUUCAAAAGUCAACUAUUAGAUAUCGUCAACUGAGCUAUGAUAUCAGUAUGAGGAAUGCAGACUAUUCUACAAACUAGGUAAAAGUCUUAAUAGUAAUGAAAGCACAUCAAUU
Molecule: messenger RNA, 1394 nt
Organism: Myxozyma melibiosi
Lineage: Eukaryota; Fungi; Ascomycota; Lipomycetes; Lipomycetales; Lipomycetaceae
Product: INO80 complex, subunit Ies4
Exons: 1
Coding region: 331-1176 (281 amino acids)
Biological process (GO): chromatin remodeling
Cellular component (GO): Ino80 complex
Source: RefSeq, a predicted model, not a curated record